Danio rerio (zebrafish) is the source of this 2819-nucleotide messenger RNA. The record is from RefSeq and is a predicted model, not a curated record. NCBI's taxonomy places the organism in Eukaryota, Metazoa, Chordata, Actinopteri, Cypriniformes, Danionidae.
CUGUAACUUUUACAUUUGUAUAACAAAACCUCCAACGGACCAAAAAAACUUUAUAAUUUUCCCCUUCCGAUGAUGAGAGCAGCGCUGUUGUGUUCAUUUCCCCGAGUCUGUAGGUUCUGGGUGUGUCCGCUGUGUGUCAAUCAAGACUUGCUCAAUCCGCAAGCUCCUCCCCUUUCGCUUCUUCAGCUCGCUCCAGCGCGCGGUCUGUCAAGUCACGGCGCAACUUUUCUCAAUCACGGGAUUUUACAUCACUUUUCUGGAGUACAAAAACUAACUUUUCCGGAGUGAAACGUUGUUGGACCGGCCUCUGAUGAGAUGGAGGUUUAGGAGGGGUGAUUGUCGUAGUAAAGAGUAAGAUUCGGGUCAUAUUUAGUGUUUGAUGGCUGCUGGGGAUGGAGCCCAGCUGCCGGCGACCGUAGCGGCCAGCAGGAGCGUGGAGAAGGCGCUGGAAGAGGCUGCGUCCAGCGGAGCGCUCAUCCUCUCUAACCGCAAACUCAAAGAGUUCCCCCGCACCGCCAGGAACUAUGACCUGUCCGACAUUACGCACGCAGACCUGUCAAAGAACCGGCUGUGUGAGGUGCCAGAGGAGGUGUGUCAGUUUGUGUCUCUGGAGACUCUCAGCCUGUACCACAACUGUGUGCGAUCCCUCACGCUCAGCCUGUGCCAGCUGCAAGCUCUCACCUACCUCAACCUCAGUCGUAACCAGCUGUCCAGUUUACCGCCAUCAGUAUGUCAGCUCCCUCUCCUGCGGGUGCUCAUCGUCAGCAACAACAAGUUAUCAGCGCUACCAGCCUCUAUACACACACUCACACACCUGAGACAACUGGAUGUGAGCUGUAAUGAGCUGCCGUCACUUCCCGUUGAGCUCGGCCAGUUAGAAGGUUUAAGGGACUUAAAUCUGAGAAGAAACCAGCUCACAACUUUACCAGAAGAGUUGUCAGAGUUGCCCCUCGUCCGUUUGGAUGUGUCGUGCAACCGCAUAUCCCACGUGCCUGUGUGCUACCGCCAUCUGCGGCACCUCCAAAGCAUCAUCCUGGACAAUAACCCUCUGCAGAUGCCCCCCGCUCAGAUCUGCUCCAAAGGGAAGUUUCACAUCUUUAAAUACCUGAACAUGGAGGCCUGCAAAAUAACUCAGGACCAGUACGAGAAAGCUCUGCGGCCCACUGGUUUCAGCAGCUGUCUGGAUCAGGACCUGUUCCCUGUUCAGUUUGGUGGCCUGGAUUCUGGCUUUAAUAGUGUAGACAGCGGGAGCAAGAGAUGGUCAGGAAAUGAGUCUGCUGAUGAUUUCUCUGAACGCUCGCUGCGAUUGACAGAUGUUUCCCGUGAGCAUACACAUUUUCAGGAGGAAGAGGAGAGAGAGACAUUACUAGAUGCACCAAAAGUGAAUGGAGAAGUGGAGCAAGUGGACUUCAUAGACAACAGUCUAGUGGAGGAAGAAGAAGAGAGGUGUGGUCCUGCGCUUACAGAGCCCUCUCAGGAAAAGAGUGAAAGUUUGGUCAGCACACCAUCCCAGAGCCCCGAAUCUACAGGCAGCAGGAUAUUUGUGAUUGGAGAUGGUUCAGACUCCGGUUCACCAUCUAGUCCUACUUUAGAGGAGAAAAGGAGACCUGGAAACCUGCUGAUCUGGCAGGAGAGAGAGCGAGCCCAGCAACAGAGAGACAGAGCCAGCACUUUGCAGAAGAUAACUGUAAAAACAGGAAGUAGCUCAGCGGCGGUGACGACGACAGCAAAGCACGGAGGAACAGGAAGCUUUUCAGGUGGUGAUUCAGAUAGCAGUUCUCCACCUAAUGGCCUGAAACAGAGAUGUGCAAGUGCUGAUCAGGUUUCUCCAUCCUCUCAUACAGUGUCUUUGCAGCGCUCCGUCAGUCGCACAGAUGCAUCCUCUGUGAAACCAUGCUCUCCGACAGGUUCUGCUCCCAAACCCAACAGCUUCUUAUUCCGUACUUCUUCACGUUGCAAUGUCAAAACUGGAUCAGGGAACAGUUUGGCAGAGUCUGGCCGCAGCGAAUCCCGCUCCACACUCAGAUCCCCUCGAGAAGAGAGAACAGACAUCAUGCAACUACGAAAAACUCUGGAGUCUCGUCUAAAGAUCAGUCUACCUGAUGAUCUUGGAGAGGCGUUGUCCAAUGGCACAGUUCUCUGCCAGCUGGCCAAUCACGUGCGACCUCGUUCUGUGUCAAUCAUCCACAUCCCCUCACCGGCAGUGCCAAAGCUGAGUGCUGCCAAGUGCCGCCUCAAUGUGGAAAACUUCAUUGCUGCAUGUCGCAGACUGGGAGUCCCUGAGAUGGAGUUGUGUUUAGCGUCUGAUAUCCUGCGCAGUAAGUUGCCUGCAGUUCUUCGCUGUGUGAUGGGGCUCCUGGCAAAAGCAGGAGACGAGGAGGUGACAGAGGACAAGAACACCACCUCUCCCUUUGUCUCUCCUUCCUCCCCCUUUUCCAUCGGCUUCCUGCUCUUCUACUCUCUCCUUAUGGCUUUGCUCUAUCUGUUGUACUGCAACCUUAUAGCAUAGUGCGAGCAAGUAUCUCUGUGUAAAUACAAUGGAUUUUAAAGUCCAUCUUCUUUGUACUGUGUACACUGUAACAUCCAUCCUUGACAAGACCUACCCGUACACCUUUAAAUAAUAAUAAUAAAAGAAAUAGGCAAAUUCUAGUGGCAAUUACCAAUAUAAUUUUCAUACAUGGGGUUCUGAAAUAAUUUAAUAGAUGUAACUUCAAUAUUAUGAUUGGUUCUCUGGAUUUGCUACAAUUGAUAUUGACAACUGAUAUAUUAUAAGAAUAUAAGAAUAUAAGAAUAUCAGCAUUUAUAUAUAUAAGAUAUAC